UCUUGGCCCGGGCACGGCCCCGCCGCCAUGGAGCCGAGCGGUGGGGGGCGGAAGGAGAGGCCGAAGCCCCGGGAGCCGGCGGCCCGCCUGGAGAAGGCCAAGCAGAAAUCGGCUCAGCAGGAGCUGAAGCAGCGGCAGAGAGCGGAGGUGAAUUUAUGCCUCAACCGAGUGAUGACGGAGCUGGAGCAGCAGCAGUUCGACUCCUUCUGCAAGCAGAUGCAGGCCUCCGGCGAGUGAGGCGACGUGUGCGGCUCCCCCAAAACAACCCAGACCCCCCCACGUCUGCUGCCCGUCCCCUUUUCUAACCCCUUUGUUAUUUAUUAUUAAAUAACCGUUUGGGUUUUUUUAAAUAAAAUCUGUGGUGGU
Messenger RNA from Gavia stellata (red-throated loon), 366 nucleotides. RefSeq names its product small vasohibin binding protein (gene SVBP). Lineage: Eukaryota; Metazoa; Chordata; Aves; Gaviiformes; Gaviidae. Gene Ontology annotation, cellular component: apical part of cell. The coding region runs from base 28 to 237 and encodes 69 amino acids. The transcript is spliced from 3 exons. The record is from RefSeq and is a predicted model, not a curated record. Gene Ontology annotation, biological process: protein secretion; negative regulation of protein ubiquitination.